This is a messenger RNA of Fukomys damarensis (Damara mole-rat), 3017 nucleotides long. RefSeq names its product sodium channel epithelial 1 subunit delta (gene Scnn1d). NCBI's taxonomy places the organism in Eukaryota, Metazoa, Chordata, Mammalia, Rodentia, Bathyergidae. Gene Ontology annotation, biological process: sodium ion transmembrane transport. The transcript is spliced from 13 exons. Gene Ontology annotation, cellular component: membrane. Gene Ontology annotation, molecular function: ligand-gated sodium channel activity. The coding region runs from base 746 to 2614 and encodes 622 amino acids. The record is from RefSeq and is a predicted model, not a curated record.
UCAACCUCCAAGAAAGCUGGGAAUACAGGUACGUACCACCAUGCUGGGCUUCCACAUAUAGUUAUUAAUGACUUCAAAGAGGACACCCCUGUGCAACCCCAGCCCACAUCUCCUAUUGAGGGCUGGUGGGGUCAAGGGAGGCAGGUGAGGGCCAGGCCAGAAGAGAGGAGGACAUUCCAGCCUCAUUGGCACUGGACAGGUACUCUGGGACCACCCCAACUCAGCAGCCCAAUUGCAGGGCACAGGACAUGGCCCCUUCCCUUGGGGCUUUGGCAUUUCCUGGAGGGGUUUCCCUGGAGGAAGCUGAGCCAGCCCUGCAUGAUGCUGCCCUGUGCGCUGUGACUCAGGCUCUGUAGGGCACAGGUCAUGGAGGGCAGGCCUCUGCCUCAGCUCUGCUUCCCUCCCUGGUCCCCCCACAGCACCUCAUUGCCUGGAUAUGACUGUGCCAGCCCACAACCAACCAAGCUCCUGGGCCUCCACCUCACAGGCACAACCCCUCCAAAGGAACAUGGCUUGGUGUGGGGGCCGGGACCCUGGGCCUGUGCUAAGUCUGGGGUCCAGCUCCAGCCACACCAGCUCUCCCACCCGCUGAGCCUCAGGAAUGAAGAGUCACCUCAGCCUCCAGAUGACUUGAGGAAACAGGCUGAGAGAAUUUACCUCCUGGGCCCAGAGCGGGUGUGGCUACCCUGCAGCUGGGCCCUCCCUUGGCACCCGCCCCACGCUCAGCAGCAGGUCAUAAAGGAGGAUGUCUGGCCAUAUCCAGCUGUGUUACCUGCUGGAGCUGCCACUGUGUAUGCUGGUCGAGCGCAACACCAGGAUGAGGAUGGAGCUACUUGCAGGGGAAGGCCCCAGCCUUGAGGCUAGAACUAUGGCCCAAGCAGCCAGCACACAGUCUGAGACCUUGGAGACUCCCCGGGGCCAGCCACCUAUCCUGCCCCUGGUGCAGGGUCACAGGGAGAGGCUAGUGGAACUUCACACCUCCUUCAGGGAGCUGCUCACCUUCUUCUGCACCAACACCACCAUCCACGGCACCAUCCGCCUGGUCUGCUCCAGCCCAAACCGACUCAAGAAGGUGUCCUGGGGGCUGCUGCUCCUGGGCACCCUGGGGGUGCUUUACUGGCAAAUUGGGUUCCUGCUGGAACAGUACUGGCGUUACCCAGUCAUCAUGGCAGUGUCUGUUCACUCAGAGAGCAAGCUUUUCCCAUCUGUCACUCUGUGUGACAUGAAUCCACAAAGGCCCAGGUCCCUCCACCACCAUCUGGAGGCACUCGAUGCAUUUGCCCAGGAAGCUAUCUAUUCACUCUACAAGUUCAACUUCAGCGAGGGCAGGGACACCCAUUUGGCCAAUAUCCCUGGCCCCGAGCCACUAUUCCAGCUGGAUCGUAGGAUCCGUCUGCAGCAGCUAAGGCACCUGGGCAGCCAGCACAAAGUGGGCUUCAGACUGUGCAACAGCACUGGUGGCGACUGCUUCUACCACACCUACUCAUCAGGCAUGAAGGCUGCCCAAGAGUGGUACCAUUUCCACUACAUGGACAUCCUGGGCCUGAUACCCACCUCCAGGGAGGACAGCCACCAAAACCAUUUUGUCUUGUCUUGUCACUACAACAGUGAGGACUGCCAGUCUCAGCACUUCCGGAUGUUCCACCACCCCACCCAUGGCAGCUGCUACACCUUCGAGGGUGUGUUUGCCGCACAGCACCCAGGCAUCACCCACAAGAUCAGCCUGGUCGUCAGGAGAGAGAAGCAAGUGGGGCUCCCCCUGCUAUCCACCGAGACUGACAUCAAGGUCAUGAUUCACGGGCACAACCACACGCCCUUCCUGGAGCACCAAGGCUUUAGCCUCCGACCUGGGAUUGAGUCUCAAUCUCCGCUCUGCAAGGACGAGGUGCGGCGGCUGGGGAGCCCGUACGGCCGCUGCACCAACGGCGCAGAGGGCGUGGAUGUGCGGCUACUCUACAAUUCCUACACCCGGCAGGCCUGCCUAGUGUCCUGUUUUCAGCAGCUGAUGCUGGAGAACUGCUCCUGCGGCUACUUUCUGCACCCCCUGCCGGCAGGAGCUCAGUACUGCAGCCGCGCCCGGCAUCCGGCCUGGGGUCACUGCUUCUACCGUCUGCUUCAGGCCCUGGAAGCCCACCGGCUGUCCUGCGACUCGCGCUGCCCCAGGCCCUGCAGGGAGACUUCGUACAAGCUGUCCGCCACAACUGCCCGGUGGCCUUCGGCCAAGUCAGCUGACUGGAUCUUUGCUGUGCUGGGGGAGCAGACCCAGAGUCCAAGCCUAAACCCAGGGCGCAGGUGGGCGCCCCCCUCUCCAGGGCGUUCCCGGAGCCACGUGGCCAAGGUGAACAUCUUCUACCAGGAACUCAACUAUCGAAUGGUGGAUGAGGCACCAGUGUACUCAGUGCCACAGCUGCUGUCUGCCAUGGGGAGCCUCUGGAGCCUCUGGUUUGGCUCCUCUGUCCUCUCCAUCAUAGAGCUGCUGGAACUACUGCUGGAUGCCACAGCUCUCACCCUGCUGCUGGGCUUCCGCUGGCUCUGUGGGGCACAAGCAUCCCAGUCUGGAGCCAGCUCUGCUUCGUCACCCAGCCUGCACGUCACCUGGGGCCAGAGACUAUAGGCCUGAAGUCAGAGUCCCUGUAGGGGCUCUGGAGAGGGUAUUGGUGGAACAGUUAGGCUGAGCUCCAGCCCCCUGACUCCAUACCCCCGACAGCUUUGCCAGGACAUCUGGUCCCUAGGCCUGGCAUUGGGAACUGUGGCAACAGGGGAUGCCCCUGGCUACCCAGGGUAGGCUAGACCAGCUGCCACAGGGUCUUCCCAGGCCACCCAACAGCUGAGGAAGUAGCAUGACUUGGCCAGCAGGCAGGUCAACACCAGGCGCACCCAACACUCCAGGGCCUCUCUUUGCCCACCCUGCCUGGGGGUGAACUCUCCAGUUUCCAGGAGGCUCAGGGCAGGGAGGGAGGCUAUCCCCACCUCUCUGUACAUCUGUAUUCCACAUGUGAACCUGGAGCCUUUGCAAC